Molecule: messenger RNA, 1008 nt
Organism: Artibeus jamaicensis (Jamaican fruit-eating bat)
Lineage: Eukaryota; Metazoa; Chordata; Mammalia; Chiroptera; Phyllostomidae
Gene: UBQLNL
Product: ubiquilin like
Biological process (GO): ubiquitin-dependent protein catabolic process
Cellular component (GO): cytosol
Molecular function (GO): polyubiquitin modification-dependent protein binding
Source: RefSeq, a predicted model, not a curated record
AUGAAAAGGUCCAUUCCGCAUGUUAUCUCUCAAACAUCCAGCAUGGCCCAGAUUGGGCAUCUUUCAGGUCAGCCUGCCAACAAGAACAUUUCUUCAAGUAUCAUUCGAGUGACAUUAAAGAUACCAGGCGAGCAGGAAGACUUUAUGAUAGCUGCUGACACCUCAGUGAGGCAGUUCAAGGAGAAGUUAUAGGCUCAUUUUAAAUGCCAAAUGGACCAGCUAGUGCUGGUCUUCAUGGGCUGCCUUCUCAAAGACCAUGACACACUGAGCCAGAGGGGCAUCUUGGAUGGUCACACCAUCCACUUGGUCAUUAAGUCUAAGCAAGGCUCCAGAUUCCUGACCCAUUCCUUCCAGAACAUGCCAAAGAACAAACUCUGCCUCCGGGACAAAAACACCAAAGGAAAUAGCAGUGAGGUAUUCCAACCUGCUAUUAUGAGUCACACUUCAGUGGAAUCAGCCCUUUUUCUGGAGCCUGAUGCACCCCAGGGGCUUACCCAGGACCUGGAAGUGGGUAGACCUGAGUGCAUAACCCAGAUGCAGGAAAAUGCAAGCACCCAGUUGCUUCUGUCCACCACUGACCUCAUGAGACAGUUCAUCUUAGAACACCCAGAAAUGCAACAAUUGAUGCAGAAUUCAGAAGUCUCACACAUCCUUAACAAUUCUGAGAUCCUAUGGCAGACCCUGGAACUGGCCAGGAACCUUGCCUUGAUUCAAGAGAUCAUGCAGAUCCAUCAACCUGCCACUCUUGAGUGUCCUCUGAACUCACCUUCACAACUGGAUCUAGAGACAAUCCCAGGUGGGAACAAUGCUUUGGGCCAAAGCUACACUGAUUUCAAAGAUCAAAUACUGAACAUCUCGCAAGAUCACUUUAGGGGCAACCCAUUCACAGCUCCCAUAGAAGGACAAGUGCAAAAACAAGUCCAUUUCUUACCCUCAUAUCCACCAUCAUCCCAGGAAAGGCUGGACCAGCAUUACUCCAUAUCUAUCGGUAUAACCAUUCUGGCAUAA